UAAGUUAUAUCAUUUGAUUGCAUGUGGCGAAUGAUAUUACGAGUGGAUUCAUUAACACAAGCUUCAAUUAAAUCAUUUCCGAUAAAAAAACUUGUUAAUUAUAAAAGUAAACUUCAGAGAAAAAUUGGUUUAAAGAUAUUUCAAUGAGAAAUGGAAAGAAUUGGACAAAUUUAAUCACCUGAUUUGCGUUUUUUCUCAAAUUUCUUAUAUGAAUUCGAAAACUUCUUGAACAUUCAGAAAAAGAAGAAGAACUUAAUUACAUAAAUAUAGAAACAAUGCAGCGUCCCAUAAUUCAACAGCAAGAACGCCAUAUGGGAUUCAAUAAUCGUUCAAGAAUAUACGAUGGGAAAAUAGCUGGGCUGUAUGAUCUUGAGGAAACAUUGGGUUCAGGUCAUUUUGCUGUUGUAAAACGUGCACGUCAUGUCUUCACUGGUGAAAAGGUUGCUGUAAAAGUUAUCGACAAAACUAAGCUAGAUGAUGUUUCUAAAGCUCAUUUAUUCCAGGAAGUGAGAUGUAUGAAACUCGUGCAACAUCCCCACGUCGUUCGACUGUAUGAAGUUAUAGAUACGCAAACAAAAUUAUAUCUAAUUUUGGAGUUAGGCGAUGGUGGAGAUUUGUAUGAUUACAUAAUGAGACAUGAAAGUGGACUUUCUGAGAAAUUAGCUAAAGAAUAUUUUCGUCAAAUCGUUCGUGCAAUUUCUUAUUGUCAUCAAUUGCAUGUUGUUCAUCGUGAUCUCAAACCUGAGAAUGUUGUAUUCUUUCAAAAAUUAGGCGUAGUGAAGCUUACUGAUUUUGGAUUUUCUAAUAAGUUUUGUCCUGGACAAAAGCUUGAAACAUCUUGUGGAAGUUUAGCAUAUUCAGCUCCAGAGAUUUUGCUUGGUGAUAGCUACGACGCACCUGCUGUUGAUGUAUGGAGCUUAGGAGUUAUACUUUAUAUGUUAGUUUGUGGUCAGCCUCCAUUUCAAGAAGCUAACGAUUCGGAAACGCUUACAAUGAUUAUGGAUUGUAAAUAUUCAAUUCCAAAUCAUAUUUCAGCUGGUUGUAAAAAGUUAAUAAGUGUUAUGUUAGUUCGGGAACCAGAAAAGCGUGCAACUCUCCAACAAAUAUCAGUUGACAGUUGGUUAAAAGACGAUGAAAAUCCAAAAUCUGAACCACAGCAACCCGAAUAUCUUCCCCUCGUAAGUAGAGAACAAGUCAGUGAUGAAGAUCAUUCAUUGAUUGUUCAAAAAAUGGUGAAUGGGAACAUUGCACAGAAGGAUGAAAUUUUAGAUGCUCUCGACCGUAAUGAAUAUAAUCAUAUAACAGCGACGUAUUUCCUUUUAGCAGAAAGAAAGCUUCGAGCUUAUCGUCACGACCAUACACAUCAUCAUAAGAAAAGAAAUGACAUGUCACUACCACUUUUAUCACCAUCAUCGUCAUCAUCAUCUUCUUCAAGAAACCAAAGUUCGAUAACGCGAGAUGAACAUGAUAGUAAUUUAUUGCUUAUUCCUGAUAUAAUGAAUGCACCAAGAACUCCAGGAGCUGAAAGUGCACAGAAAGGAAGAAAUCGUAAAUGUUCGAUAGUGCAAGAAGAAGAAUGUGACGACGAAGAGGCUGAACCUUCUUCGCCUUUAAAUCGUCGAGGUUCGAGAUCUGAAGGUCGUAUUAAUGUAACCGUCCAAGACUGUUUAACAGCUGAAGUUGCUGAACGUAUAAAAAGGGAGCAAAGUAUUUUGAGGAAACAUUCAAAUGAAGCCGAGCAGCAUUUGAAGGAAAAGAAUAAAAUCAGUAUAAUUGAUGGAAUUGUGGGAAUUAAAAUUAUUAAAAAUGAUCAUAACAAGGAAAAGUUUUUGGGUCAAGCCGGUUCUGGAAAUAAGAAAGGCCUUCAUUUGUGCUCCGUUGAUAAAGUUCGUCCAAACUUUUCACGUCCAAAUGAUGUGAAAUUUCUAAGUGAAUCUUCAACAAUCUCGAUUCCUGCUAUCAAUAUAUCUUCAACACCUUCCAAUCAAAUCAUAAAAACUUUCAAAACAAUGCCUUCUCCUAUCCGAAUAAAUGUCACAUCUGAACCACCUGAAGGAUGUAAGAAUAACUGCUUGAAAGAAAUUUUUGAAGAGUGUGAUGCUGGUUCAUCCGAUAAUAAUAGCAGUAACACAAACACUCCACAACCGAUAACGAGAUCGCAAGCGAAUGCUACACAUCGUCGAACGAAAUUCCAUAAAUCGCGAACAACUUCAGGAAGUUCCACUGAUGGUUCGGAUGAUGAUAAAUCUGAGAAGAAAAGGGCAACAAAGAUUAUAGAUAGCGGGAUUGCUAAACAAUUUACGCAGCGGAGAGAUUCUCAUGACGAUUCGAGUGAUUCGCAAGAUCCAGGAACGGCUUGUUCAGGAAACAAUAAUGCAGGAAGAUCUCUUAGACAUACUACAAACUCUACGACAUCAAAUAAACAAGUUGGCUCUUCGCAGUCGGGAACAGAUGGACAAGGAAAUCGUGAAAAAACUGCUACUCACUCAACAGAGCUCGGAUAUAGAAAACAUCGGUCUGGUCGAAGACGACAAACGGAAACACGACUUCGAGAAAGUCAAUCGUUAAAUAGAAUCACAGAAGUUCAAGAGUGUGAAAACAAUAGUAAUCUAAAUGGAAUAAAUGUAAGUGGAGUUCAUGAAAAGAUUCAAAAUAUUCAAAAAUCACUAGAAAAAUCGCUUAUUUUUAAUAAGAUUUUUAAUGAAGAUGCGACGAAAAAGAAAUUCGCUCUCAAUUGCAAAAAUGCUGAUCCAAUAGUAAAUACUUCAUUUUUAUUUAAGUCUAGUAAGAACCAAAACAUUAGUAAAACGAAUAGUAAAGAAAUUAUGACGUGGACUCUGUUAAUGCAAAAAGCAAUUCAAAACUAAAGCAUAAUUAAUGCAAUUAUUGUGAGUUUCCUCUGCUUAAACAAACAUACAUAUUUAUGGAUUUUAAAAUCAAAGAAAAUGAUGAAUAUCUAAUUAUGGAAUAUACAAAUGCUAAUAACAUUGAUCAAAAUCAGUUGUUAUGCUAGUCUAGAUGUGUUGCUUUCAUUCAAGAACAAGAAAAAGUUCACAUUUCCUUUCAUGUCUAAUAAAAAAUUACUUUUUCCUGAUUUGCAGUUCUGUUUUAUUAAAAAGUAUAAUAGACAGAGUAAUUAUCUACGUUUUAAAAGAAACAGAGAAAUUUAAUAACAAAGUAAAUAUCAAACAUAAAUAACGUAGCAACGUUCUAAACUGUGUGAGUAGAUGAAAUCAAACCCAGACUUCAAGCAAGACAAGCACGUGAAUGCAAUCAAUUUAUGUUCGAAUAAUUGUAGUUUAUUAUUUAUGCAAAAACUCUCGAAAAUACAGUGAAAUUGAUGAAAAAUCAUCCAUCGAAUGUAAACUAAAUGAUUGGUUCAGGUGAAACGAUAAAGAACCGAUGCAUCUGUAUUAUCUCUCUAUUCAAAUCUAUUCCAAUUAUUUUCCAAUAAGUUUUUACUUUUAAAGUAUUAAAUAAGUUCUUAAAAAAAAGAAUAAUCCUAAGCAAAGAAAACCUGUUGUAGGUGAAUUAAGUUGUUGUUUUGAGCCUUAACACUGGAAUCUAAGAUAUGUUGUCUUCAUUUUCCUUUUACUAAAUUCGUGUUGUUUCCUUUCAAUAAUAUUUGAAUGAUUUUAAGCUAAACUCUUGUUAAUAAAUUAAUGAAAUUUGAUUAUGCAUUACCGAAAGGAUGAGUGCUUCAUUUUAAUUGAUAUUUUUAUCUCUGGUUUCUUUAUUAUCUAUCUUAAAAUUAUCUGAAGUUAUUAUGUGUAAAAUGUGAAUUAAUGUGGAGGUUUAAUUGAGCAAAGCUUACAAAAAAUCACACCAGUAGAAUAUUUAGCUAAUAAUCUACCAAUUUUAAAAAUGUUAUCUUGUCGAGAUGACGAGAUAAAUAAUUUGUAAAAUUUAAUUUUGUAAUAACAUUAAGUACGUGGUUAUUAUAUCAAAUAGAAAUGAAUGUUUAUUAGUUGUAAAACCAUCGUAAUAUUCAGUAACAGGUUCUAUUUUGGGUUUUAGAAUAAAAUUAUUCAAAUUGAAAAAAUGGUAAUAGAUAUAAAAAGUUUUAAAGAAUCUCAAUUUAUAUCAGAAUAUAUUUAUAUCAUUUGUAUAUAUAUCUACUUAAUGAACAGUAAAGUUCAGACAAAAAUUGUAUAUGUAUGUUCUUUUCCAUCUUUGUAGAUGCACAGAAGCUGCAAUAG
Clunio marinus is the source of this 4199-nucleotide messenger RNA. NCBI's taxonomy places the organism in Eukaryota, Metazoa, Arthropoda, Insecta, Diptera, Chironomidae. The record is from the annotation of a GenBank genome assembly.